CCCUGGGAAGGGAGGGAGGAGAUGUACUGGUUGGCAUAGCGCACGGUGGUUUCUAGCUUAGAAUCGUCUGUUGUGUAGGUGAGGGCUGAGCAAGCCCGCGCAGGAGCCUGCGAGCGAAAAAGAGAGAGCUAGCACGCGCUUGCAGCAGAGGGUAGAAUCAAUUAUCUCUGCGUCGUCAUUAGGGUUAUUGGGUUUUUGAGAUGGAGCUCUCGUUGUCUGUUACAAUAUGAGUAUGAGCACUUUUUCCGUUGGAAAUCCGUAGAGAGGUAGGGAGCUGGUCUUGUUUGUUAUGGUUGCGGGCAGUGCGUUUGGAAGAGAAGAAAGCGGUGCUGUCGUCUUCGUCGUCGUCGUCGUCGUCAUGGCGUUCGAGGGCAAUGUGUUAGAAGAGGAUCUUGAUUACGAAAAUGAUGGAAACGGCAGUCGCCUCAACGAGGUGGAGCUGCUCGACGAGGAGGAUGACUUCGAAGAGGAUCUUUAUGGCGACGUGAAUGUUGGUGUUUAUGGGGCGCAGGCAUCCGGACGAAUCGCGCCUCAGAAUGGGUAUGGGGAGAUGGAUUCUGGGAACGAGGACGAGGACUUAUUGGGAGAAUCGAAGGGAGCAUUAGGGGUUGAAGCUCGGGAUGCACGGUUGAUGUCCGUGCGGCAUGCCAUGGCCGCAUCUGCAAGCCCGCCCCAGGAGAGUGUGGGUUACCAGAAUGAUUACAUUGCGCAGGUAAAGGAAGAGAAUUCGCAUGAAGAUACUGAAGCAGACCCGUUGCUGUCGAAACCCAAGGAUGAGUUUGAGCAGGGGAUCCAGUUGCCAGGACGGCCAGCGUCCGUGCCCAAGGGUGGGAAGAACACGGAGAUACUCAAUGGUAGCGGUGGUGCUGAAGGAGGUGCUGGUCGGGGUCCCAGGUCGGAAGGUUUCCAUCCGGGUAGUUGGCCAGCGGGCAGCGGUCCUGCAGGUGCACAAGCUGGAAAUUCUCUCGCAGUUGCAAAUAACGUCGGUAAUGAUUUUCCAGCUAAGCAUGCUGGGCAAGGUUCCGAGAGUGGUGGGUUGAUGUUAUUCGUUGGAGAAUUGCAAUGGUGGACUACCGAUGCCGAGCUUGAAGCAGCUCUUUCAGAAUAUGGUCGGAUCAAAAAUCUCAAAUUUUUUGAAGAAAAAGCCAGUGGCAAAUCCAAAGGCUACUGUCAGGUGGAAUUUUUUGACUCACAAGCCGCUCGAGUGUGUAAAGAGAAGAUGGACGGGCGAGUAUUCAAUGGACGAGCAUGUGUUGUGGCGUUUGCCUCGCCACAGACAAUCAAGCAGAUGGGAGCUGCUCAAGUUGGGAAAAAUCAAGCAAAUCCACAGAAUCAAUCUCAGGGUGGACAGGGGAAAAAAGCAGCGGAGGGGCGCAAUGCCGGAGCUGCUGGACGAGGAGGUGAAGGACGAGGAGGAAGGGGUCAACCAAGUAUGGAACGAGGAAGAGGAAAUCAGGCGCCUGGACGAGGGCGUGGAAGGGGAAUGGUCCCGUUCGGGCCACAAGGCCCUGGCAUGGGAAUUCCUCCUGGUGGUAUGAUGGCCCCCCGAGGAAUGAUGGGUCAGGGUUUCGAACCAGGUUUUGGGCCACCUGGAGGUGGCUUUGGCAUGGGACCUGGAGGAGCCGGAUUUGGACCACGAGGGCCAAUGUUUGGACCUCCAUUCCCUCCUAUGGGUCCAGGUUUACCUGGUGUUCCAGCACACGUGAAUCCAGCCUUCUUUGGAAGGGGCAAUGGAAAUGGUCCUGGUAUUGGGCCAGGUAUUGAAGGGCCUCCCGGAGGUUGGGGAGAAGUCGGCAUGCCAGGUUGGGAAGAGCAUCAAAGACACAUGCGCGAAGGUGGUUAUGCAGGAGAGGAUAUGGGUGGUGCUGAGUUCGGCUACGGGAGUGAAAUGGGGAGGGUUGGCCCAGCAAGGGAAAGAGAGAGGGGCGCUGGUGAAGGAGAGUGGGGACCUGAAAGGAGGCGGAGGGAUGAGAGAAGUGGUGACAGAGGGGAGGACUGGGAGAGGGGUGAAAGGCAUCGGACCGGUGAGAGGGAUGGGUAUCGCGAGCAGCGUGGAGAGAGAGGCGACCGAGAGAAGGACAAGGAAUGGGACAGGGCAGAGAGACCAGCUUCUCGAGCCCCCCGAGACAAAGAGGAGGAUCGGACUCGUUCCCGAGAAGAAGAUCAUGGGAAGCGCCGGCGCAUGACCUCUGAUCGGGACAGGAAAACUGAGAGAUAGUGUUUUGCAGUCAGUCUACAAAGUCGAGUGUAAUGGGAGGUUGAUAAAUGGAAGUUGUACCCACCACUAGUACUGUUGCUCGAGUGGAAAGCUGCAGAAUGUCAGUGCUUUGAGUUGUCACUCUCGCCAAGCCCCUAUGCCAUCUCUACAGAACAUGCUGUAGCAUGUAAUGUUUUCUGUCAGAGCAUCUAAAUUAACGAUUGUUAGAGUUACUGCACCUUUUUUUAGUUCGUUGAGAUGCAUUUCAAGUGACAGUACAGUAACUCUUCGUCUGUCUCGCCCCUGAUUCCUCUUUUUUGUUUCUAACUGGAACUUCUAGAGGAUUGUUUGAGUCCUUUGUCGCUGCCCCUUCCGGUAGAUUGUUCAUUUUGUAUAUUCUUGUUUUUCUUUUCUUUUUUUCUUUUGAUAGUUAUUUUUCAAAUAUAAAAUAAAACCUUCAGAGUUAUUGCAA
Molecule: messenger RNA, 2669 nt
Organism: Physcomitrium patens
Lineage: Eukaryota; Viridiplantae; Streptophyta; Bryopsida; Funariales; Funariaceae
Molecular function (GO): RNA binding
Source: RefSeq, a predicted model, not a curated record